AUGUUAUUUUCUCCUGCUUAUCAUCUUAUUCAACAACAAGGUUUAAUAAUUCGCGAUUCAUCAAUUUCCAUUCGUAAUCAUGUAGCUUGGAUCUCAGUUCAUAACUCAACACCUAAUCGAUGUUAUUUAAAUCAAAACGCUAUUGUUGGAAUUGCUUCACCAUUAUUAUCCAAUAUGCUUAUUUCUCCUAUUAUCGAUUUACAUUCUAAAGAAACAACCGUUGAAGAUCAAACAUUUUCUUCAUCAUCAGCAUGUGAACAACAGACUAAUAAUUUACUCACACCUAUAGAAGAUCAACAACAAUUAAAUGAAGCAAAGUUUGUUUAA
Molecule: messenger RNA, 327 nt
Organism: Rotaria sp. Silwood2
Lineage: Eukaryota; Metazoa; Rotifera; Eurotatoria; Philodinida; Philodinidae
Source: the annotation of a GenBank genome assembly